This is a messenger RNA of Colletes gigas, 390 nucleotides long. Its product is annotated as cell wall integrity and stress response component 1-like. The coding region runs from base 13 to 390 and encodes 125 amino acids. NCBI's taxonomy places the organism in Eukaryota, Metazoa, Arthropoda, Insecta, Hymenoptera, Colletidae. The record is from RefSeq and is a predicted model, not a curated record. The transcript is spliced from 2 exons.
AGCGAGUUCGUUAUGUCACACUUCGUACCAUGGAUUGCUUUGCUGAUAUUGAUCGGAUCUGUCAGGUCACAGGAAGUGCUUUUGCAAGGAAAGAUCGACGUAAAUACACCGAGAUUCGGCUUUAAUAUUUUGGAACCCAUACGACACGCGUUUUGCGUAAACUUUUGCGACUCAACGGACGAUACGGAGUACAUAAUGAACCUUGCCUGCGCCAUUAAAUGCCCUGAGUUGUAUUUGCCUCAUGGAUCGACAAACCCUACGUCGACAACGUCAAGUUCGUCGUCAAUGUCGCCAACUUCGUCAUCGACGCCAUCAAGUACAACGUCGACGUCAACGACGCAGUCUACUCCGUCAAGUUCAUCGGCAAUACCAUCGACGAUGAUGAUGUAA